AUUCGACAUUCGUUGUUUUUACUUAAAGUUGUUAAUAUCUGAUCUACGGAACAAUCACAUUAUUGCAAAACGAAGAUAGAAUUUCAAGGAACAUAUACGAAACUAAAUUACAGAAUAUUUCUGCUUGUUCUCUUAGGCAAAUUUAAAGAGCACUUUUAAAUUACUCUAUAAAAAAACAUUAGAUGAUAUUAUAUGUAUAUACAAGGCUUAAUUUGAGCGUGGACUCUAAAGCUGAAAACAAUGACGAGUUUGGAAAAAGGUACAACGGAACAAGAAAAUGAAGAAGAGAUUUGUGUUCAGAAUAAAAAAGGGACAUUAGCACAGAAUUCAGAUAAUAAUAUAAAUGGCAAUGAUAGCUUAGGAGCUAACACAAUCAUGGUAUCUGAAAGAUCUGCCAGCAGAGAUGAUAACAAAAAGCCAGAAAGCAAAUUAAUUACAGAGGAAAACGGUACGGGAGGACUUUGCAGCAAUUUAGAAACACAAAACAAACAAGAAUGUUCUCUUGAAGUCAAAAAAGAUAUCAAAGAUGAUAACACAAACAAAAGCUUAGGUCAUGAAAUAAAUGAAUCAGUAAACACUGCCAGCGAAUUUUUAGGGAAAAAAAAAGACACGGACAAAGAUAUUUCAGAGCAUAAAGCUUAUGAACAAAAUUUUGAAAAAGACGAACAAUUUUCAAAUGACGAUUACGCUGAACAUAUUUCUUACCAGGAGGAUGGAUCGGCGAUAUUUGUUGAUCCCAAAACAAAGAUAAAAUAUAAAUUUUCCGAUAGUACUAACAGUUGGGAACAAAUUGAAGAUGAUACAAUUAAAACAAAUCCAUACGAAAAUGAACACUAUCGAUGGUGUUUCGAAACGAACCAAUGGAUACCUAAAACUCAAACAAAUGUGCAGUAUUCAUUUGUUGAUGGCUUUCACACGUACAAAGACGAAGAUGGUACCGUAUUUUUUUAUGACGAGAGUAAAAAAGCAUGGUUUCCAAAAAUUGAUGACGAUUUCAUGGCUAUUUAUCAACUUAAUUAUGGCUUUGAUAAAGAUGGUAAUCAAAAUCGGAAAGUUGUUGACGAAGAUGGAUUUAAGAUUCCAAUAUCAAUCAAGGAAAAUAUAGCUGAAAAAAGUCAAAAUAAGAAACAAGAUAAAGAAUCGAAAACUACAGAAAAAGUGGAACAAAAUAAGAAGCGCAAAGCACCAGAACCACCAAAGUGGUUUGAUAUUACCCCAGAACAAAAUACGAAAGUGUAUGUUUCAAAUCUUCCUCUAGAUAUAACUGAACAGGAAUUCAUUGAUGUAAUGAGUAAGUGCGGUUUGAUAAUGAAAGACCAAAAUACACAAAAGUUUAAAAUCAAACUAUAUGUUGAUUCAAACGGAAUUUUGAAAGGCGAUGGCUUAUGCGAUUAUAUUAAGGUAGAAUCAGUUGAUUUAGCUUUGAAAAUCCUUGAUGGAUACGAUGUUCGCGGAAAGCAAAUAAACGUUCAAAGAGCAAAGUUCGAAAUGCGAGGCGAGUACAAUCCGGCUUUAAAACCAAAAAAGAAAAAAAAAGAUAAGCAAAAAUUAGCGAAAUUAAAAGAAAAACUUUUGGAUUGGCGGCCAGAUAAAAUGCGCGGCGAAAGGUCUAAGCAUGAGCGAGUUGUUGUACUGAAAAACCUUUUCGACCCACAAAUUUUCAACGAAAACGUUGAAUUAAUUUUAGAGUACCAAAACGACCUCAGGGAGGAGUGUAAAAAAUGCGGUAACGUUAGAAAAGUAAUUAUAUAUGAUCGCCACCCAGAUGGUAUAGCGUCCAUAUCUAUGUCGUGUCCUGAAGAAGCGGAUUUAGUUGUUCAAUUAAUGAAUAGAAGAUUUUAUGGAAAACGAAGGUUAGUUGCCGAAAUAUGGGAUGGCAAAACAAGAUAUAAAAUUGAUGAAACAACAAAUGAAAAGCAAGACAGGUUAUCAAAUUGGGAUAAAUUUUUAGAUGGUGAAAACAACGAAAAGUCAAGUGAAAUUAAAAAUGUAAAAACGGAUGAAAUAGUGUUAAAAGAUAUAAAAAAUAGCGAAAUUCCGGAGACUUUUUCUGAAUCUGCAGAAGAUGUUGUUACCAAAACUGUGAGCAAUAUUGAGCCUCAGGUUAUUUAAACUUAAUUUUUGUAUUAAUAUUACAGGUAAAAAAUACGUUAUACUUAAAUUUAAGUAGAAAUAUUUUUAGCAUAUGUAAAUAUUAAUUAAGUGCAUAUUUAAAUGUAAUAUGUAUAAGAAAAUAAAGUUAGUUUAUGGAUAUCAGAUUUUAU
Molecule: messenger RNA, 2264 nt
Organism: Condylostylus longicornis
Lineage: Eukaryota; Metazoa; Arthropoda; Insecta; Diptera; Dolichopodidae
Gene: barc
Product: HIV Tat-specific factor 1
Exons: 2
Coding region: 241-2112 (623 amino acids)
Biological process (GO): mRNA splicing, via spliceosome
Cellular component (GO): U2 snRNP; U2-type spliceosomal complex
Molecular function (GO): RNA binding
Source: RefSeq, a predicted model, not a curated record